AAUACUCCAUCUCUCUCUCUCUCUCUCCGUCCCCACUACCAACUCUCUCUCUUUCUCUCUCUUAACGCUUCCCAAACCCUAACACAAUAACUCUUCUUCUUCAUCUUCUUCGUUUCCUGCCAUGUGAUUACUGGUUUUUCAUCAGAGCAUCGUCUUCAUCUUCAUCAAAAUAUCUCUUGUACUGAUAUCAGAAAUGGCCUCAGCCUGCGUCAACAACAUCGGAGUCUCGCCGGAGAGUUUCACGGCGACAUAUCCUUCCUACGGCUGGCUCAGCCCCCGAAUCUCCUUCAGCCGCGAGCUCCCCAGCGAAAACGACACCGAACAAUCGCCAAACGACGCCAACAAGAAGAAGUCGUCGUCGUCUUCUUCUUCUUCUUCUCCUACGCCGGCGGACGAUCUUCUGCCGCUAGAUCCGGCUGAUUUCGAGUUCCGCCUCGAAGAUCCCGUCGCCAUGCUCCCCGCCGACAAGCUCUUCUCCGACGGAAAGCUCGUUCCUCUCCACCUUUCCUCGGUCAAACCAUCUUCCUCAUCGGUCAACGAUACAGCCUCCCCGGACACUCGCCGGAGAUCCGAAAUCUCCGGCAGAUCGGAUCCAUACCUGUUCUCUCCCAAAGCUCCGAGGUGCUCAAGCCGGUGGAGGGAGCUCUUAGGGCUGAAGAGGCUCUACAACAACACUAACAAUAACCCUAAGGCGGAGAGCAACAAAACGGCGGCGUUUUCUUCUGCUAGUUCUUCGUCUUCUUCUUCGAAGCCGUUAAAGCUUUUCCUCCACAGGAGUUCGAAAUGGUCAUCUUCAUCGUUAUCAUUGUCGUCGUCUUCGUCGUUUUCCUCGUCCGACUCGUUGCCUCUUCUGAAGGACUCCGACUGCGAGUCCGUUUCUCUCUCCUCCUCCCGCCUCUCUCUCUCCUCCUCCUCCUCCGGCGGCCACGAGCACGACGAUCUCCCGCGCCACUCGCUCGACUCCGACAAGCCAAGUACCAACAUUCCGAUCUCUCUCCACCGUAACCCUAACAAUCCUCCGCCGCCGAGAAUGCGCGUGGUGAAGCAGAGAUCGUCGGUGGACCAUCCGCCGGCUGCAGCGGCGAGGGCGGGGCGGAGUCCGAUCCGGCGGCCGGCGGGGGAGUCUUCGUCGACGAGCAGAGGAGUCUCGGUGGACAGCCCUAGGAUGAACUCCUCGGGAAAGAUUGUUUUCCAGAGCUUGGAGAGAAGCUCGAGCAGUCCGAGCAGCUUCAAUGGCGGUCCGAGGUUUAAGCACCGAGGCAUGGAAAGGUCGUACUCGGCGAAUGUAAGAAUCACUCCGGUUCUCAACGUCCCCGUCUGCUCCCUCAGAGGAUCGUCCAAGUCCGGUUCCGUAUUCGGAUUUGGACAGCUCUUUUCGGCGCCGCAGAAGAGAUCAGAAGGGAACAACAAUGGCGGUGGAGGAGGAAGCAACCGAAGCCACGGCGGCCAUAGCCACGGACACGGGCACAGCAGGAACCGGAGCGAACGAAACUGAUCAAAUAACCGACCGAACCGAACCGAACCGAGAACGAAUUGGAUGGUAAUGUUUUAACGCGGCUCUUGUUUUUGUUCUUGUUUUUGUUUUCUAAUUCAGUAAAGGAAGUUAAGUUGGCAUUUCCAUUAUUUCUAUUAGAAUUUUAGAUGUAAAUAUGCAAUGGAUUGAGUUUUUUCUCUUCUUUUUUUUUUUUUUUUUUGGUUCAAUCAAUUGUUGUUCGUUUGCGGGGUAGUUUGUUGGAACAUUCUGUGCCCUAACUGUUUUUAACUUAAGCUAAAAAGCUAAUGUUGUUAAAGAUUAGACUGUUGUUGUUA
Molecule: messenger RNA, 1809 nt
Organism: Morus notabilis
Lineage: Eukaryota; Viridiplantae; Streptophyta; Magnoliopsida; Rosales; Moraceae
Exons: 1
Coding region: 194-1495 (433 amino acids)
Source: RefSeq, a predicted model, not a curated record